AAUAAGUCGAUAGCUAAUUAACUAAUAAGCUUUGGGUUGAGUUUAAUGGGGUCGUGGGUAGUUUUGGAUCGGGUCUAAUAAGGGGCGGGUAAAAUGAGGUAUUCUCAGGUUUAAAUGGUUUCGGGUAGAUUUUGUUUCGGGUUAAAUUGAAUCUAGGUCUUGAAUUAUCGAGUUUUAUUGGUUUCAGGUAAACAAUGAGUCGAUAUCAAGUUGGGUUUGGAUCGUAAAUUACCGGGUAAAAUCGAUUUCGAGUUAAUUACGGAUUGAUUUCAGAUAAACAAUGAGUCGAUAUCAAGUUGGGUUUGGAUCGUAAAUUACCGAGUAAAAAUGAUUCGAGUUAACUUCGAAUUGAUUCCGGAUCAGAUUUGGAUUCUUUUUUUUUUUUUUUGGAUCCAACCAGUUCGAAAACAGUUCGAUUACAGGUACCGUACAUCUAGAGAAACAAAGAUAAGAGUAGUAAACUUAUGCUAAACAGAAUGGUUACAAUAAUCGUAAUUAAAACCAAAAAAGACAAACGUGAUAUUUAUAGAACGAAGGUAUAAAAACUCUUUCGUCAGUGUAUCAAGCAAAGAACGUGUUUCCCAUUUAAACUUUUUCCUAUUCGAAGAGACAAUGUUCAGAGUAUAAAAACACACACAAAAAUGUACUAACUUUGUACAAAGAAAAUCUUAUCUUCUUCUCAAGUUUCCCCCACCCACCGCUCAAAUAACCCACAAAACUAAUCACAAUUUUUUUAUUUUUUUUAUUCCUCCUCAUUUCUAUCCCCAAAUAUACCAAAAUAGUUCAACAACCAAAAAAAAAAAAAAAAAAAAAAAAAAAAAAAAAAUUAAUAAUAAAAAAACCUUCCAAUUCCAAUUUUUUUUUUUUAAAAAUAAAUUAUUAUUCCCUAUUUAGCUUGCCUCAUUGCUCACCUCUGUAAAUUUAUUACUCCAUUUUAUUUGUCGUUUGUAGAAAAAACUCAAAAGGGGAUUAUUAUUUUUUUUCUCUGAAAAUUCGUCGAUUAAUUUUACUAAGUCGGCGAAUUUUUAUACUUAACUGUUUUCUAGUGUAAAAUUGUAUUUAUAUAUAUAUGCCGGUGAUUUUACAAGUUUCAAAAAAGGUAAAUUUUUGUGAGUUAUAUAAAAGAAAAGUUACUAGUAUAGUAAGAAUAAUACUUACAUGAUGAACUAUUAUGUUCCGGAUUUCGAAAUGGAAGACGACCAACACCUGAUUUCUACAUCAUCUACGGUCACGCAUCACAACAAGGCUGAAGACGAGAUUCUGGAGUUGUUAUGGCAAGAUGGUCAAGUUGUUGCGCAACCUCCAAACCAACGAAAACAGCAAUCGUCUAGUACUCCGCAACAAACACAAUCGCAGUAUCAGCAACAGCAGCAACAACAGCAACAGCAGCAACAACAGUUAUACAUGGCCGAAGAUGAGAUGGCAACGUGGCUUCACUACCCGUUAGAGGACUUGUAUAGUGAUCUGUUAGGUGAUAAUAAUAAUCAGACAACUCCAACUCAACUUCCAGCGGUCGCUGCUACUUCGGUAGUGCGUCAACAGCCGCAGGAGGCCGAACAGAUUUGGCCUCCUGCGGCUAUAGCGGUAGUAGUGAAGCCACCGCCUGUACCUCCACCCCCGAAACCGACUAAGAAUUUUCAAAUGUUUUCAAGAAUGCGCGGGAAAGAUCCCGAGGCGUCGUCGAGUUUGAGGCCGGAGUUAACCGUGGUGGACUCGAAUACGACACCGGCUUUGGUGACAAUGAAGAGUUUAGGGGAAGUAUCAUCUGCUUUUCCCAGCGGUGGUGGAAUUGGUGGCAGUGAUUUUGUGUUGGAUAGGAAAGAGAGUGGGGAGGUGACGGUGUCAUCGUCGUCUGGUGGGUAUAGCGGCGGCCCUUCUAAGGCCGCCGCUGAAGAUGCGAGGGAUAAAGGGAUUAAGAAUGAAGCAGAGGAUCGAAAGAGAAAGCGAAGAGAAAAUGAUGUAUCUUUGACCCCUUCUACAACGGCCAUUGAUCAAGAUGUAGAGCUUGAAGGUGAUGAUGACGAUGACAAGAAGCAUUCCCGUGGCUCACAUGGCUCGAAGAGAUCUCGUGCUGCAGAGGUCCACAACCUCUCUGAGAGGAGACGUCGAGACAGGAUUAAUGAGAAGAUGAAGGCAUUGCAAGAACUCAUUCCUCGUUGCAACAAGUCAGAUAAAGCUUCAAUGCUUGAUGAGGCAAUCGAAUAUUUGAAGUCACUGCAAAUGCAAGUUCAGAUGAUGUCAAUGGGAUGUGGGAUGGUUCCGAUGAUGUACCCUGGAAUGCAGCAACAAUACAUGCCACCAAUGGGAAUGGGGAUGGGAAUGGGGAUGGGUAUGGGAAUGGAUGUGGGGAUGAAUCGCCCGAUGAUGCCAUUUCCACCCAAUAUGCCUGCUGCUAACUUGACAAGCUCUCCUGCAACUGCAGCAGGGCCUCAAUUUGGUCCAAGAUUCACUGUCCCGCCCAUUCAUAUGCCUUCUUCUCCUGCUUCCAAUUUCUCUGUAAACCAAACCAGCAUUCAAGCAGAUUCUGUCCGUAGCUCAGUUCCUGUUCAAAGUCCCGGCCUGCCACAACUUCCUAACGUGGCUGACCCGUAUCAGCAAUACAUGGCUCUCCAACAGAUGCAGAUGAUGCAAAUGCAAAUGCAGAUGCAAGCAGCUCAGAACCAGCCUGUUUCCCAACCUGGGUCAAGCAAACCAGCAAGCACUAGCAAAAGCGACGGCCAACCUGGGCCAAGCACAAGCAAAAGUGAAGUCGAUGAUGAUCAAUGACCAGGUUGAUAUUUUUGGUUAGAGAAACGGCCAAAGGCUAUUGCCUGCAAAAUUUUGUAACAUGAGGCCUUACAGUUGUUUCCCCCCCUCAAGUCUGGCCUCAAGCGAUCAGAGCACAAAUCUUCCGCGAAAAAACACAAAACUAACAAGUGAAGAAAGUCUCAUGUAUAUGUUAUUCUACAAAAAUCGAUAAUUUUGCUUUUGUUCAGCUAGUGAUUUUGUUUGGUGCAGUGCAACACAAUUGCAAAUAUCUUACAGUUGGUAGAAAUUGAUAAACGGGCUUUCUGCCGAUUGCAUUGCACCAUGCCAAACAACAAAUACAGAGUUGAACUAACAGAAAGAUAACAAAAGCUUAGAAUAUGCAGAGGUUGAGAAGAAUUGCCUUCAUGAAUCUGUAUGUGCCUUCUUGCUUGAUAUACCAAUUAGCUAGUUAUUAUCCAGGUUAAUACAUAAUUCAUAUACUCGAACUCGACAGCAGCAUUUUGGCAGACAGUAAAAACAACAAUGGUAAUGUAACAAUGUUUAUAUGAAAUUUUUGAGAAUUACAAACAUGUAACAUGGUAAGCUCACUGUUAUACAAAGUAAGUCUCGAGCUAAUGUUUAUGGUUA
Chenopodium quinoa (quinoa) is the source of this 3375-nucleotide messenger RNA. RefSeq names its product transcription factor PIF1-like. The transcript is spliced from 9 exons. The record is from RefSeq and is a predicted model, not a curated record. Gene Ontology annotation, biological process: regulation of DNA-templated transcription. Gene Ontology annotation, molecular function: protein dimerization activity; DNA-binding transcription factor activity. NCBI's taxonomy places the organism in Eukaryota, Viridiplantae, Streptophyta, Magnoliopsida, Caryophyllales, Amaranthaceae. Bases 1159 to 2766 code for a protein of 535 amino acids.